CCUGCCCGACGAUACGGUCGCUUCGUUGGGGUGUGCGUUCGCGGUUCGUGCCCACAUCCGGUUUCUUUUUUUUUUCUUCUCGAACCCGCGAGAUUAUCGAACCCGUUCGAGGAACAUAUAUCGAUCUCCCGUUGCUUACUUCUUCCCGGACGCGCUUCCGGCGCGUAUAUAUAUAUAUAUAUAUAUAUAUUUCUUGUCGAGGGAAAAAGUGGGCGCGCUGCCAGGACAAUACCGGAAGAGAGCACGUGCAUCCGUGCGAAAGAGAGCCGAAGGGUCGAGCGCGCUCGAGGGCUCGCGCCCUUUUAUCCCCCUCUUGGAAGCUCGCGCUGCCGACAAGUAACAGAUUACACGACGACGCGUCGCAGAGACGUCCCGCGUCACUUUGAGAGCGAGUGAUAAUCGCGGGAGAUGAUUUCGCGGCAGGAGGGCGAGCCGCACGGCUCCAAUUGCCGUCAAACAAGAUUCCACAUCUCUGUCACGGAAAUAUUGUGAGCCGAGGUCCGCGAUUGUGAAUCAGCAAAGAGUCUUUAUGCCGGCAGCCAGCGCCGAUCAGCAGGAAGUGACGAGAGACGCGAUCGGGACUUAGGGAUCCCCUGUUUCCUCCAUUGAGAAUAAGCGGGAUCGAAACAGAGCCGUCAGGAUGUUUUCCAACAACGCGUUAAAAUCCUUCAUGAAGAAGAUGAAUGUGAUGACGCAACCGGAAGCCGGUGCGUCGGAGUCGGCUACGCCGGAAGAGAGUGGAAAAACCUUGAGCAGAUUGCUAGGAAACAUCAUGGCGACUGGAAACGUCGCGAAGCCGGCCAAGGUCACCCCGGUGGAGGAUAUUCAGCCCAAAGAGGAAUCCUCCACAAUUGAAUCUCUAAAACCAAAGUCGGAAACGGGCAAGAGUAGCGGGGACGACUGCAGAGUGUGCCGGAAGUCGUUCGGUCCCGAGGAAGUCUCGCGAACUUGUUGCGAGUGUCAACACAAGGUCUGCGAGGACUGCGCCUCGUAUUCAACGACAACGAAUUCUGACGAUCCAUCUUCCUGGCGAUGUAGCGUUUGCCGCCGAAAGAUCGCCUCGAGGGACCAGCCGAUAGUGACACAGGAAUCCACGGAUUCCCUGCUAGACGUGCCGAUUUUGGAGGCUCUCCAAAGGAGGCACAGCGACGCCAGGCUCGGACCCACCGGAAGUCAAAUAGGUGCACUCGGAAGCGGGUUGGCUCCACCGCGAAGCCCGGAAAUCCGAAGGCAUUCCGACGUUUCGCCGGCAAGUCUCAAGGAAUUGGAGAAGUUUCGAAAGGUUGCAGGGGAACGGCAGAGAGAGGAAGCAGCGACGUCGUUCAAAUGGGAGCGCGACAUGGACCGGAAGAGCAAGUCUAGGGGUGGCUCGCCGGAUCGCCAUCAGGCUUCCGACAGAGGGAGAGCGACCAGCCCUCAGAGAGUCAUGCCGGCGCAGACGGGCGCGAUCGAACCGGAAGGCGGCGAUCCGGAGGACGAAGAGGAACGUCGGCGACGCGCUCGUCGCGGAGGAGGCACGGUUCGCCGUAAAUCUCGAGUGACCAGACAAAGAUCCUACGACGAUGAAAUUAAGACGGCGGCCGCGAUGGCCGGCGGUGGCGCGCAGCCCACGCAUCCAGACACCGGUCUGGGACUUCCGGUCCAGCUACCGAGACGUGCGUCUGCCUAUGACGUUUACGCCGUGCCCGGAAGCAGCGGCCUCAACGCGAUGGCCAUCGCCGCCGCUCAACAGAGAGCUUCCAUCUCGGGGCAAGGCGCCCGAGAACCUGAAGAACGACCCGUAGCGCGCAGACCUUCCUUUCGCGCCGUAAAACCGGUGAUGCCCUACGAGGUCGCGGCUGACGACGAGAAGAUGAUUAAGCUAGAUUCGUCAUCCGCACCUGCAGUGGCACCGCCUGUAACUCCGCCCGUUCUUGUACCCGACGAGGAGAGACGUAAUCGGCGAAGGGGCUCUCAACUACCUGAUAUAAAUGCGAUAAGGGCGUUGACAUCAGCUCAACCAGGAACGGUGAAAGGCGCCGCUCCACCGGCUGUUAGCAGAGUCGCAGCUGAAGAACGCGAAUUGCCUAGACAGGGCAGUCUAGCUGAUGGGGAAGGCAUUAAGAUCGUCAUUCAUGACGUCGACAGUGAUCUUGCUCCACGGAUGAAUGCGAAGAGGAGAGUGAAGCUGAGGAGAGAUCCGGUCAUGGAUAAAGGACAUAGAACGCGCGGAUUUGGCAUGAGAGUGGUGGGUGGUAAGACCGGGUCGGACGGCCGCACCUUCGCGUGCAUCGUGUGGACCGUGCCGGGUGGCCCUGCCGAGAAAGCCGGCUUGCAGCAAGGCGACAAGGUGCUAGAAUGGUCCGGUGUAUCUCUUAUCGAUCGGAGCUUCGAGGAGGUGCAGCAGAUAAUCGAGCGAACCGAUGACGUAGCGGAAUUGGUGGUGGAGCAUGCAACCGAUAUUACCGGAGAUUUGCUAGACGAUCCGCAAGCUGGAAAAACACCUACAAAUUUGGGCCUUCUGAUGGAAACCGAAACGGACAAAACGCCUUCGUCGCCGACGCGCAGGAAACUGCCAAAGACGCCGGAACAAAUAGAAAAAGAGAGACAGGUGACUGGUCGCAUACAAAUCCAGGUUUCGUACGAAGGCGAACGAAAAGAAUUGGUUGUUUCGGUUUUUAUGGCCGACGACUUAUGUGCUCGGGAAGAUGAUGGAUUCGGCAUCUUGCCGGAAGCUUUCGCCAAGCUCAUCCUUGCCCCACCAUGCGGCGAUGCAGCUCCGCUAAAGACUAUCGUGGCUGAGCCGACCCAGAAACCUAUCUGGAACGCUACAUUGUUCUUUACCGGAGUUGAUGGCGAGAGCCUGAUGGAACGUGCGAUCGAGGUGACUCUCUGGGAUUACUGUCCUGAUGGUGAUAAUGUGUUUCUCGGUGAAUGCACUGUCGAUGUUCAGCGAGCGCUUGAAAAUGAUCGAGCGGUUUGGUAUCGAUUGGAAGAUCCACGCGGGCUUAGAACAGGCAAAACGCCGUACUGCUCGCCACGCGGUUCGUUAUCGACGGACAUCGCUCAACGAUUGCUGAGGAAGGAGUUGCGGGAUCGUAGCUACAGCGACGACACGCAGAGUGACAGUGGCAGCCCGGAGUUCUGCUUCCUGCAUCCGGAUCACGCCUGGCAUGCCAAUUCCAGACGCGGCUCAAGCCAGUCCGAACAGCUCGAGGUCGAGCCCUACGAGCUCAGCCGGGAUUACAGCAGAUCUCUGCCGGGUAGCCGCAGAAGCAGCUUCCAGAGUCAGGGCGGCACAGAUAGCAAACGUGGAAGCAUGGGCGAAGCCGACCUGCCUCCCAUACAUUACAAUCGUGAUCGUCGGCGUAGCUCGUUCACAAGACCGAUGAGGGAUCCUGAGGAGAUAAUGGAGGGUCUGCGAACGCUGAAGGCGGCCAAGGGUGAGCUCAAUAGGACCAUGAGCCUUACCGGCGACAAGAGACGCGGCAGCCGGCGGGGUGAGCGCAAAGACAGCGUCAUGGAGAUUCCUGAGAAAUUUUAUGAUCGAAAUAGCGAAUCCGACGAAGACGAGAAAUGGAGUCAGUCGGCGAGAAAUGAAAACGGCGUCGACCUGAAACUGGGUCGCGGACAGGUGUUACCGAAAGGAUAUAAAAUAAUAAGUGGCGCGCAAAACGGCGAAGUGCAGCUGGGCUUCUACCUCUGCAAGGGAGCUCUCGAAGUCGAAGUUAUCUGCGCAAGAGACAUCUGUCUCGAGGAGAAGGAGGAGCCAGAUACUUACGUGAAAACGUACUUGCGAGAACGAGAUAGCGAUAAGUGGCUGCAGAAGCGCAAGACUCGCGUGGUACGACACUCGAAGAAUCCGCAGUAUCGGCAGACGCUGAAAUACGGUCGCUGCGACGUCAUGCAGGGCAGACACUUGCUGGUAAUGCUGUGGGAGAAGAAGCAGGCCUUCGAGAGCAACCAAGGAUUGGGCGGCGCCGAAGUGAACCUCGAUGUAAUGCCGCCGAAGGAAUUUAUUUUCGACUGGUAUCCGCUCUUCCCGAUUCACACCCUCGGCUCGCACAACGCGGACUCGCCAUGAUGGCUAAGGGAAAAGUGGGCCCUCGAGGCCGGCGAACUCGACCUCAGACUGAGCCUUUUGCUCAAGGACGAGGGCGAGUCCGUCGUCAAGAUUAUCUCUUGAUGGAAAUCGUGGCUGAUCAUGUGCUGGCUGAUGACUCUCGAUCUCUUUACGAAAAUACGGCGUUUCUUAUUAUUGCGAGUUCUUGAGUACAGCGAUGAAACGUAUGUUGUUCCAAAAGAUGAGUUUGUCAAUAACGAAGUCCGAGUCUUUCCGAGUCUUCUUACGAUUUAUUAGUCUUCAUUCAUAAUAUUAUGCGAAAUAUCGUUCGGACGAACAAAUAUUUUUCUUUUACUCAAUCGAGAUUAGCUGAAAAUUAUUUAUGUAUUAAUUCUAUUUUCUGCUAUAUACAUCUAUUUUUCUUUUGCUAUCAAGAGAUUAAGAAGGAACGUUAAACGAAUUGAACUGUGUAUUAAAUCGAUUGAUAAAGCAAAGAGAUAAUGAACGAUACAUAAAAGAAAGGCGUGUAUUUCUAAAAUAUCCUUCUUUAAAUAGAGUUUUAAAAAAUAUUAUUAUGAAGAGCAUGCAACUUUGAGAUUAUCAUAAAAAAUGAUUGGGAAAAACAAUCAAUGAGCAGAACGGAUCGAUCAUAUAUCGUUUGACAAACUUGAUCUGAAAAAAUAACGCGUAUCAUAUAACCAGAAGACAAUCAACUCCAGAUGGUUUUAUCGUAAUUGUUCAAGAAGACAAUCAAUUUCGAAAAUCAUAAAGAUGUAACACUUUUAAUUCGCGUUCGUGGAACGACGUCAGCGUAAACAUCGUCGCGUUUCGACUCGAUAAAAAUACAAAGAGAUGGUAAAGAGAACAGAAUAAGUUCCAUAGAACCGAGUUCCUUUGAUCAGCGCCUUUCGAGAUCCGCGAGUGCUUUUCGCGUCGGUAUUUCGUAAUGAUUUCAGCAAUAAAGGUGUACCUGCGCAAGUGUGUUUGCACAACAAUAUGAAAAAAGAAGAAAGAGAAAUUAUUUUUUGCAAUGAAUAACCGCAUACAGCCAUGUAUCCUGAUAAGAUGAGACAAGGGUCCAUUUUUUCCGAAACAAAUAUAUUUCGACGGAAACGUCGAUGACGAAACGAAACUCGACCGACAUCUGCCGCCGCAGGCGGUUUCAUCUGGUUGAUCCAGUCAGUGAUUCGAUCGAAUUUCGUACACUUUAAUUCAAAUAUCGAGGAUCAACAAGGAGCACUAAAGGCCAUUUGAUCCUCUCGCGUCGACGAGGUGCUUCCAGGAUUCGCGUUUCUAUUCAAAACGGAUGCAAAACAGAAAAUUUACAAUGUGAUAAUACAAACGAUCUCUCUGCUCUGAUAUAAUCGAUAUAUAAUUUUUCAUUAUAUUUCAUAUUCUGUUACGCUGAAAAAUCUGAGAGAUUUGCCACAUAUGCCGAUAUUAAUUUAUAUAUACAAAUGUUACAUCUAUAUAUUACAGUUGUAGGAUAAAUUAUAUAGAUUUAACAAUCGAUAAGAUUAUAAGAUUCGAAUUUUCUGUUCGCAUGCGAAAAAAAUGAUGAGGAUAGAAAACAGGCGAAUCUAAUGGAAUAUCUCGAACGGCGCAAUCUGCUUUAACUUAAUGAUAGACAAUCGUUUCAAGGCUCGCUGGCCGAGCCGAUGACAGAAGAAAAAUGAAGAGCAAUUAGCUUGAGGUAGUGACGAGAGGAGCGGAUGAGAUGGAGAAGGAGUUCCAGAGGUAACUAAAAAAGUUUGCGGCCAACUUGAAUAAUAAUCAACCAAACUCGGUGUUUAGAAGUCGCACAAUUUUUGUAGCUCGUAGACUGAUAGCGAGACGAUCAGGCGGAUUUCCUCGACGUUUCUCAGAUCUAAUAUCGACGUCCCUUUUCGCGUAGCGAUCCCGAAGAUCACUCUGAUUUCACGAAGCAAUCUCGAAGAGAUUCGAUCGCGUGAAAAUUCAUAGAAAAUAUAAUAGAAGAAAAAGAUACGAGGAAAAUUCGAGGAAGCUCUCACUUCUUAUUUUGCUUCGAGAUAAUUUACGAUGAUCCUCGGGACGUGUCAAUGUGAAUGUUUAAAUCCCACGUACAAUGUCUCGCGACGGAAUUAGGGGGCAGAAUGAAUUGUCCAGAAUUAUUGCGCUUACCCCGCCCGAAUAAUUAGUGCAAUAGAUAAACGUGAUAAUACCGUACACAUAUAUAAUUAAUUAAAAUGACCCGGCAGCACCCUCACGAUGUGUGAGUCAUAUAUCUAAACGGUUAAAAAAGGUUCACAGAUUUAUUAUUAUAUACAUAUAUCGAGUGUGGUGUGUGCGCAGAGAUGCAAAGAGACAGUAAUAAGACGGCGAUAUUUAAAUGAUGUGUAUAUGUAAUAACGUAAAACUCUUACGACGUCGGAUAAUCCGACGACGGAUCGCGUGUGACAUCCUAUAUAAAUGCAUUAUAUUAUUAUUACAUAACAUCUCUCUGUGCCGGAAAAUUGUAACGAGAAGGAUAAUCAAAAUGUACAUGUGUUUAAACGAUACGAUGUAAGGAUAAGUCAUUAUCCCAUAUCACACAUUAAAACUCGAUGUUAACGAUAUGUAGAUGUUUAAGGGAUGUCAACGAAAGUUCUCGAUCGAAGAUUUAUUUUCGCAAAUCGAUGUUGAAACGAAAUUCUUAACGACGAUAUAUAGGUAUACAUACGUGUGCAGUUCUUAUAUAUUCUCUCGCAGUUGCAUUAUUAACAACGUUUGCGUUCAUCUUACAUUUUUGUAAAUAUUCAGAUCGGUAGAUUUUAUUUUGUUCAACGUCGGAUCUUUAAGAUCCAAUCGAUUCGAACGAGUCUUGCAAAGAUUUCAUUGAGGCGAAUAUUUCAAUCGCGAACGCUUAUAUAAGCACAUCCGAAGAAAGUAAUUUUUUACUUAAAAAACGCAGAACGCGACAAUGAGCAAGAUCGACAUAUAUGAGAAGAGAAGAAAUAUUUUUAAUCACUUGAUUAGGGCUGCUUAUCCUACUUUUUGUCGAUAUAUAAUCGCUUCUCUCAUCGGUCUCUCGCGCCUCGAAAACGGCGACAAGUCUCGCAAGAGUCAUAAACGAGACAGACACGGUUGUGCCUUUGCGAGAAUUACCGCAGAUUAACAAAAUAUCUCUCACGUGAAAUCAAUCUACUCGGCCUAGAAACACAUAUCCGACGUUAUUAAUAUAUUGGAUUCGAAUUCGAAUAUUGCCAAAAUGACGUAUACGCAUUAUCUCGUGAAGUAGAGAGACCUUGUAGCCUCCGUUUAUUAGAUUCAAUAUAAUACUCGUAUAUUAUUAUUGAAAGUAUUUUCAUUGAUUUGUUUCGCGAAUAGAAACGAUACGUUUGACGAAUGACAAUUCAAGAUGAAGAAAGGCGGGAGGAAGUAAGUUUAAAAUACUUAGUAAAAGCUUAACAAGCGACGAUGUGUACAUAAACAGAAAGUACAAGCGCAAACAAAUCAAGCAAAAACGAUAUUCGUGGCGAAGGUAAUGAAAAUCGAUGGAACUUUCGACGAAGAUGACAAAAUUCAUUCAGACAGACGUGUUUCGCCGAAAGUCUCAUAUGAAGAUUAUCGCAUGGACAAUCUUCUCGUAUGAAUGCAAUCAUCUACACUUUAGAUGAAGGAUUUCUUCUUUAUAAAUAGCUGAGCGUGUUCUAAGCUCGUUUUCUACUAGCCUUCGAAGUGACCUAAAAAUUACUAUUACUACUACGAUCGUGCUAGCUAUCGUUACACUGAACAAAAUUCGUUAACUCGAAUAAACCUUUGAAUUAAAUAUUAUUUUGUUAAUUGAACACGUAAAAAUAUUUAAAUUAAA
Molecule: messenger RNA, 7853 nt
Organism: Nylanderia fulva
Lineage: Eukaryota; Metazoa; Arthropoda; Insecta; Hymenoptera; Formicidae
Gene: Fife
Product: regulating synaptic membrane exocytosis protein fife
Biological process (GO): positive regulation of synaptic transmission; regulation of synaptic plasticity; regulation of membrane potential
Cellular component (GO): cytoskeleton of presynaptic active zone; presynaptic membrane
Molecular function (GO): small GTPase binding; transmembrane transporter binding
Source: RefSeq, a predicted model, not a curated record